AUGUCGAAUACAGAUAAAAACCCUAAAGCUGGCAAAAACGUACGUGUUGCCGUCAGGAUAAGACCGAUGAAUAAUAAUGAGAUUGCUGAGAAGGCUCGUUGUUCACUUACGGCAAAUGCUCGUAAACGAACUAUUGCUGUGAUUGAUCGGGGAGUCAAUAAGGAAUUUGGGCCAUUUGAUAAGGUUUGA
Molecule: messenger RNA, 189 nt
Organism: Loa loa (African eye worm)
Lineage: Eukaryota; Metazoa; Nematoda; Chromadorea; Rhabditida; Onchocercidae
Exons: 2
Coding region: 1-189 (62 amino acids)
Biological process (GO): microtubule-based movement
Molecular function (GO): microtubule motor activity; ATP binding; microtubule binding
Source: RefSeq, a predicted model, not a curated record